ACGUACUAUUAAUUGUCCAUUGGUUUUUGAUAAUUCCGUGCUAACAAAUCAAUCACUUUUAAGAUCAAUUAAAGUUGCACGUGCUACACGAGCAGCUUUUAUCGUAGAAGUAACUUUCAUGUGAUGUGUCACGCGCAAAAGUUUUUAUUUCUGCUGUGUACCACGUUAUUUCUAUUUUGUGAAUUUUAGUAGUACAUCUAUCGAUAAUGUGCGAUAAAGUAUGCUAUAUAAUUGAUAAUUGUAAGUAAUAAUUACAAGUGAAGUGACAAGGUGAUGGUAUAAAUGGAAGUUGGUAAAAGUGUAUCUUUGUUUUUCAAGAAUGGUGAGGUAAGUAGGAACCGAUAUACAAUAAGAUUCCAAUUUAUAUAGAGCAUUUAGUUAUAAAUCAGUGAACCUUCCUAUGCACGAUCGUGCUUCGUUUCUCAUGUAAAUUCAACAUAUCAUGCGAACUAAGCUUCUUUUAUUGUUAUCAGUUCCGCGUCCUUUCAAUUUGUCGCUCUUUUAUUUCAGGACAAUGACGGGCUUCAAGAUGCUGUAUCUAUGUUUGGCGUUAGUUGUCCUUCUACAUGCAUUAGUUCACGAGGCUGCUGAAGGUUUGCACUUUAAGUUGUCUUUUUCCAUGUACUUCAGAUUCCAGUAUGAUCCCAUGAAGUCAUGUCGACUUUACGAUGAUAUCUUUCUAUUAAGGAUCCAAUUAUCACCGUAUAGCGACAGCAAUACCUACAUACAAUUAUCUACGUAUAUUCGUCCUUCCGGGUAUCGCGCGCCAAUUGCUAAAUUUGAGUCGAUCGAGAAUCAGAAAAAUAACUCGUAUCUUGCACAAAGAAACUGCGCAACGAAGUUUACCCAGAUGCAAAUACGUAUCCUUCGCUGUAUUUUCUGAGGAACCAGUCGAUGAUAACAUUACUUGAUAAAAAGUAAGAUUACGUUAUUUCGAGGUCUCAGGAUUUACUGUACAUCUAGCAGGAACGAGACAAGAGAACGUUACCGAGGACUUCACAUUUUUAUAAACUUCCAAGCUUUUUAUUUAAUGGCUGAUGAAGUUAAUUAUAAUAUAGGGAUAUUCCGGACACAUACUUCAUACUUGCGGACUUCAUAUUUUCUAUUUUCGUAUUGUCGUCGUGUUAAUAACUAUAUGUUAUAGUAUAAGAAUAUAGUAUCUACGUUCUGAAGACGAAUGAAGUAUCUGCAGUGUAACUCUAUGUUCUUAAUGAUGGAAGAAGCGUGUAAUCGGACAGUAUACGAUGUGAACGAAGUAUCAGGAGUAAUGGUUAAUAUCGCAUAAAGAAGAUAAAGCAUUAUUACGAAAAGCUUGAAUCAAUUUGUUAACCAGAGAAGACGAAUUAAUUCGUCAUUCUACUGUCAGUUCCCUAAAUAUAAUAAUUUAAUCUAUAAAUGUUUUAUAGCAACCUCGUAUGGGCCCUUGCGUCCACCACACUGUGGUUUUAGCAACAUUACGCAUACCAGGGUGGUUGGUGGUAAACCAGCUAAACUUGGUACGUUUCGUCUCUUUUUUUCCGAUUAAUAAUAAGCGAUUUACUACGAAGUCUGAACUUUAAAGGCACUAACAAGCACAUCAAAGUACGUUUCAAUUACAAUAAAUAAUAACUUCAAUAAAUUAUUUAUUAAUUUGAAUUACUUCUUUCUUUUACUUCAUGUUAGGAAAAGUAACGUUUUACUUGAAAUUAAAAAUUGAUACAGGAAUAAUAAUAUGGAUGGAGAUGAAAAACUGUUAGGGGAGAAAUUACAUAUUUGAACUUCAUAGUUUAGUAUAGUUCAAGUAGAAAUUAUGUAGAAUUAUCUAAUAAUUUUUAUUCCAGUGAAGUAAAAAUUUAAUUUCUCUCUUGAUCAAAUUUCUAUUUGAGGGUAUUUGUACGUAUGUAGUUAUCGUCUUCUCCAUCAUCGAAUGUCCAAUGGAGAACAAUAGUUUCUAGCUCAUCACGCGAGAAAAAAUAUGUAUGUUCCCAACUAUAACCAUUGCGUUUUAGGUGCUUGGCCAUGGAUGGUUGCGUUAGGUUUUCAUAAUUAUAGACAGCCAAAGAAGGAUCCGGAAUGGCAUUGCGGAGGUUCCCUGAUAUCGGCUAGACAUGUUUUGACAGCAGCACAUUGUGCAAUACACCGUUCAUUGUACGUGGUUCGUAUCGCGGAUUUAAAUCUGAAAAGAGAUGACGACGGUGCGCAUCCUAUUCAAAUGGGACUAGAAUCUAAACUAAUUCAUCCUGAUUAUACUUACCCGGAACACCAUGAUGAUAUAGCUAUUCUUAAAUUGGAGAAGGAUGUAUCAUUUUCAGAGCACAUACGUCCCAUUUGUCUCCCCAUAGAGGAGUCCCUUCGAAAUAACAACUUCAUGGGCUAUAACCCCUUCGUUGCUGGAUGGGGAAGAUUAAAAUAUAGAGGACCACUAAGUGAUGUAUUAAUGGAAGUACAAGUGCCAGUGGUUAGCAACGCUGUAUGCAAAAAGGCUUAUCGCGACGCUUCUGAUACAGUAAUAUGCGCCGGAUACACUGAGGGUGGAAAGGAUUCUUGUCAAGGUGACAGCGGAGGACCACUGAUGAUACCACGGCAAUUCACUUACUAUCAGAUAGGUAUUGUGUCCUUUGGUUAUAACUGCGCUGUACCUAUGUAUCCUGGCGUUUACACUAGGGUCACGUCCUACCUCGACAACUUUAUUCUCCCAGCGUUGCAAUAAAACGAUUAUUAGUGUUACAUAUGUAUCAUUUUUCGUGUACGAAAAAGGAAGUUGUAACUUUCUAUUGUAGAGAUAAUAGACAGUUGAAAUUUAUAUUGUUUUGUACGUCAGGAAUGAUAGCCUUAAAAUGCACGAAAUGUAACUAUGUAAAAAUGUAACUUUUGAAACGACACUAACCUUUUACGCAUCCCAAACUUGUGCGAUUUAGAUAUAUAGAGAUAAUACAGGAACAUUAAUUAAACUUCUUUCUCUGCUUCUCUUUAUUUGAUGGUAAUAAUAAAUCAACUUGCUGCAUAUUUGGCUAUGUGUAAGAGAAAUUUCCAUUCAG
Molecule: messenger RNA, 3017 nt
Organism: Bombus pyrosoma
Lineage: Eukaryota; Metazoa; Arthropoda; Insecta; Hymenoptera; Apidae
Product: venom protease-like
Exons: 4
Coding region: 1955-2689 (244 amino acids)
Biological process (GO): proteolysis
Molecular function (GO): serine-type endopeptidase activity
Source: RefSeq, a predicted model, not a curated record